GUUCACGCACUGCUCACUUCUGUCUCCCUCAGGUGGGGAGCGCUCGGGUCCCGAGGUCGCAGAGGUCGCUGCCGCGGGGGGCCAUGCUGGGAACAGAGGGGCAGUAGAGGCCCAGAGGUCGUCGCUGUACCCUGAGCACGGAGGGGUCUGGGCCAGAGCCGUGGAGAGCCAUGGAGAGCUUCACAGAGUCACUAAACAGGCUGAAAGAGGUCCAUGAGAACGAGGUCCGAGGCCUGCAGAAUAAGCUUCUGGAGCUGGACUCGGAGAGAUGCCGGGACGCGCAGCGGGUGGAGGAGCUCUGCACCAAGAACCACCAGCUCCGGGAGCAGCAGAAGGCGCUGAAGGAGAACGUGCGAGUGCUGGAGAACAGGCUGCGGGCUGGCCUGUGUGACCGCUGCAUGGUCACCCAGGAGCUGGCCAGGAAAAAGCAGCAGGAGUUCGAGAACUCCCUCCUCCAGAGCCUGCAGCACGUCUUCAUCCUCACCAACGAGUUGAAUCGGCUGCAGGGGGAGAACGAGAAGUUGAAGGAGGAGGUGAAGCGGCUUCAAGGCCCACGGCUCAAGCCCCAAUGUAGGGAGGGUGCCUCAGACCCCCCCUCACCCCUGCUACUCCCCUCCCCGGGCGCUCGGAAGGCCAUCAAGGAAAAGACGCUGGAAGGCCAGGAGGAGGCCCAGGAUGACCAUCCAGGUGCGAGUCCCCAGAGACAAGGUGCUCGGAGGGACAAGAGACCAGAAAGCUGGACCCUGCAAGAUCGCGGAGCCCUGGGGGUUGGGGGGGCUGCGCCGCCCACCCGUCGGAGGGCCUCCCAAUCUGGCCUGCCUACCACCUCUCCUCCCACAGAAAAGUCUACAGGGCACAGGACAUCUCCAGUAGCCAAAAUCUCCCCGAGUGCCAACCUGCCUGAGACUCGGGCCCCGGACGUGAGCCCCCAGCGAAUCUCCAACCAGCUUCACGGGACCAUCGCUGUGGUGCGGCCCGGCUCCCAGGCCUGCUCCACCGACCAGGGCCCCACCAACGGGACCCCCCCGCUGCCACUGACCAGGAGCAGCCCGCCCAGCCCGCCCUAUGAGCAUAGCCUCCCUCUGGACAGCUUUCUGCCGGCCUCCCGGGCCCCCCGUGAGUCCCUGAAGCGCUCCCUCCAGGCUGACCACCUCUUCCUCCUGAACCACCACCUGUCUCUGCACCUUCAGAGCCCGCCCUGCAGCCCCCAGGCACCCCCCACCAUCCCCCGUGGCCCCCGCCCCCAGGGCCUGAAGGCUGGGGAGGCAGAGGCCUGGGAGGAGUCGGCCGGCCUGCUGGGGCUGCCCAGGGCCCUGGUGGAUGUGCGGGACCCUCGGCUGGAAGGGGCGCUGCACCUGCUCCUCUCUCAGCAGCUGCGGGCCCAGGGGCGGAGGGUCAGCGCCCGGCGGAGGGGCCCACCCACGCCAGGGGGGACCCCACCCUCCCCACCAGUCAGCUCUGACUCGGAAGGUCCCCAGGGAGAGGCAGCUGAGGCAGCCCCGUCUGGAGGGGGACACACACAGCCCACAGGCCCAGGCAGCCCCAGGGGACAGGAAGCCACAGCCACAAGAGACCACGUCCCAGACAAGCCCCUGGACCUUUCAGAGCGGGGCCGGGGCCGGGAUGCCCCAAAGCCUCCCGACCGGCAGGGCUCCCGCAGCCCUCCAAGUGCCCACACUCCCAGCCCGGAACCAUCCCGAGGAGCGGAGCCCCCUGCCCAGUCUGGACCCUGGGAACUCAGCAACGGCACAAAGGGAGCCAGAGCUCCAGAGUCACAAGAGCCCCCCACCCCUGCGGGUCCCUCCCCACCUCUAACAGGGCACCAGCGAAACACGCCCUCUCCAAGCGGGACAGGAGUGGAGCUGAAAAGGAGGCCAAAACCUCCUCCCCACCCACACGGGCCUGAUGCUGAUGGUCCCCCUGGCAAGGAGCUCAGCAAGGCCGGCGAGCGGGCGCUGGAGGCAGACGACCUGGACGCGUCGGAGCCCUCGGACAAUGAGGUGGGCCUGAGCUCCGAGGUGGGGGCCGAGCCGAGCACGCCAGGGGAGGGGCCCAGGUGCUCCUACCCCAAGGAGCGCGGGCAAGGCCUGCCGCAGAAGAGGAAACGGGCCUCGGGCCCAUGGUGCAAAGCCUCCAAGAAGCCGUCACCGGGGAGAAGGAACCCAGGGGAGCCCCUGGCAGCUCAUGAGGGGUCCGGGAGCCCAAGGCACCCUGAGGACAGCAGCCCCUCACCCAGCCUCAGCAGCUGGGAGGAGACUUAGCGGGCUGCUCCCAGGGGCACCAGAGCCUGCCCAGACGCGGCUCCCCACCUGACAUCCAGCCCAGCAGACGGCCCAGCACAGGGCAGGAGGGGACUGGGUCCUGGCCCGUGGCCACAGGGGCUGGGAAGGCCAAGAAGGGGUCUUUGGCUGGUUUUUUGGACCCCUCCAUCUCUACCCUUCUCAGAAAUGACCAGCUGGUCCUGCUGCUCCCCCCACACCCUAGGAAGUAGGGUUCAGGGAGGCAGGGGUCACUCAGGCUCCAGCCCAGCCCAGCCCCCACCCCGGCUACUCAUAGGCCACCCUUCCUGGGCAGUGCCCCCACCUCUCACCAUCCCAGACUCCACUGGCAUCCCUGACUCCCAGGGCCCUGCUGCCCAGUCACCCUUCCCUGACCAGCAUGGAGCUUGAACGGUGGUCUCAGGCGCCCCCUUGUGGAGCCCCACAAAACGCUGGCUGGGAGGGCGUGGGCACCCGGGAUCACAGGUGUCGAAGACGGCAUGUUCCACAGGGCUGAGCUGGGUCUCCACCUGCCUUUGCAGGGGAUUUGCGAGGCUCUGGAACGCAUCCAGGCCUGGGGAACAAAACCAGCCCCAUCUGCAGAGGGGUACCACUGGGGAGGGCUGCGGGGAACAGAACAGAAAAUGCACACCAGCCUGCAAAGAGUCCCCUCCUCACUGGCUGUUCCAGAAGCCCUGGUCCCACACCUGCCGUUGCAGGCCCUAGGGCGCCCAGCCAGGACUGCCCGGCAAGCACUCCGGGAUCUCCUGCUCCCUGCACCGGUCUCCCUUCAGGACGGUGUGUCUCAGAGCACCCUCUGCCAGAGGUUAAGCAGGUUCCCAGACCCACCGAAUCCAGGUCUUGGGGGCAAGCCAGCACAUGAAGUUUGAGAAAUUUGAGAACUGCCCGUUGCAAGGCAAAAGCAGGAGACCCGUCGCUGAUUGGGCUGGGUGAGGCCUGGGGCAAACUGGGAGCACAGGCCGGACCUCUGGAGCACAGCUCUGCCCUGCUCAUUGUGGCCUGCCGGCCGGCCCAAAAACCACAGGGGCUGAGUUUCCAAGAGGGAGGUGUAGAGGUGUGGAUGUGCACAUUUGUGUGUGUGUGCGAAACCGCCUGUUGUUCAAAGUGGCUUUGAUUUUCCCGAAAUCAAAUAAAAGCUGUGUGCUCCA
This is a messenger RNA of Neogale vison (American mink), 3427 nucleotides long. It is a transcript of the gene RBBP8NL, whose product is annotated as RBBP8 N-terminal like. NCBI's taxonomy places the organism in Eukaryota, Metazoa, Chordata, Mammalia, Carnivora, Mustelidae. Gene Ontology annotation, biological process: double-strand break repair via homologous recombination; DNA double-strand break processing involved in repair via single-strand annealing. The record is from RefSeq and is a predicted model, not a curated record. Gene Ontology annotation, molecular function: double-strand/single-strand DNA junction binding; damaged DNA binding; single-stranded DNA binding. Bases 171 to 2261 code for a protein of 696 amino acids. The transcript is spliced from 13 exons. Gene Ontology annotation, cellular component: site of double-strand break.